Molecule: messenger RNA, 1082 nt
Organism: Vicia villosa (hairy vetch)
Lineage: Eukaryota; Viridiplantae; Streptophyta; Magnoliopsida; Fabales; Fabaceae
Product: cell division control protein 2 homolog 1-like
Exons: 7
Coding region: 113-826 (237 amino acids)
Biological process (GO): regulation of G2/M transition of mitotic cell cycle; signal transduction; protein phosphorylation
Cellular component (GO): nucleus; cyclin-dependent protein kinase holoenzyme complex; cytoplasm
Molecular function (GO): ATP binding; cyclin binding; cyclin-dependent protein serine/threonine kinase activity
Source: RefSeq, a predicted model, not a curated record
UUUUAAACAGUUCUCAGGAUACGUGAUUUGUUGAAGCUCAAGAGAAAACUAAAUUGAACGUUAUGUAAAAGGAGUUCCGAGUACUGCUAUUCGUGAGAUUUCGCUUAAAGAAAUGCAGCAUAGGAAAAUUGUUAGGUUACAGGAUGUAGUGCACAGUGAGAAGCGAUUGUAUCUGGUUUUCGAGUAUCUGGACUUAGAUCUGAAGAAGCAUAUGGAUUCAUCUCCCGAGUUCAUAAAAGAUCCUCGACAAGUAAAAAUGUUCCUUUAUCAAAUGCUCUGUGGAAUUGCUUACUGUCAUUCACAUAGAGUUCUUCACCGAGACUUGAAACCACAGAAUUUGUUGAUAGAUCGCCGUACUAAUUCUCUAAAGCUUGCAGAUUUUGGAUUGGCUAGGGCGUUUGGCAUUCCUGUCAGAACAUUUACACACGAGGUAGUUACACUGUGGUACCGAGCUCCAGAAAUAUUGCUUGGAUCUCGUCAUUAUUCAACCCCAGUCGAUGUUUGGUCAGUGGGAUGUAUAUUUGCAGAGAUGUCAAACCGACGACCUCUAUUUCCUGGGGAUUCCGAGAUUGACGAAUUGUUUAAAAUAUUCAGAAUCUUGGGUACCCCGAACGAAGAUACAUGGCCAGGAGUAACUUCAUUGCCUGAUUUUAAAUCAACAUUUCCCAGGUGGCCAGCUAAGGACCUAGCCGCCGUGGUUCCAAAUCUUGAGCCAGCUGGUCUUGAUCUUAUUUCUAGCAUGCUUUGCUUGGACCCCAGCAAAAGAAUCACCGCCAGGAGCGCAGUGGAACAUGAAUACUUCAAAGACAUUAAAUUUGUACCCUAAUUCCACAUCUUAAUGGUAAAGGUGUUUAUAGCAAUAUGUGCAGAAUUUAUGAAUUUUGAUUUUGCAAGAAAUGGGUGUGCUAUUUUUGUUAUUUUCUUCAACAACUUGGGAUACUGUCAGAUUUUAACUUUUUGUCCUAAAAUAUUUCAGAUUCAAUUCAGUGUGAUAUGAUAAUAGUAUUUGGCAUAUGACCUUUUUUUUUUUUGUUGAACUCUGAAUACCAAUAUACAGGUAACUGUUCAGUUUGCUGGAUUUA